CUUUCUCUUCUUGCAUACUGGAACUUCGAACGUCAACAAGACCGUAGAUGACACUGGAUGAGACUCCCGGCUCCCAUAUACUUCAGGUUACGACCCGACUCUACGUCUUUUCGAUGAAUCUGUCGAACAAAAGAGAUGAGACAUGCAGCGAGAACAAAGAAGAGUCCGGAGCAGAAACGGACGUGACCUCGAGGGAUAUAUAGCGUUCGACUACUUCGAGAGGAAGAGAUAUCUACAUCGACACUCGUGUGAAGUCUCGUCAGACUCCACGUAGCUAACAGAAACGAUCUCAGUUGUCAACGAUGAGCGAAUUCAAAACCACAACCACCUCGAGCCACGUCGUUCGACCUUCUCCUGGCGACCCGAACUGGCCUAAAGAGAUCAAAGAUGUCCCGCUCUCGAUCCUUGACAAUACUUGUGCCAAGUUCGCCAGAUCAUGUGCGACCUGGAUCUUCAACCCGCCCUCCGACCCCUCCCAUUUCUCCUCAUCGAACCUCCUCGCCUCUUUCCGCCAAGUAACCUCUCUCUACUCCUUCUGGGCCGGUCAGCUACACUGGACGGGCUACGACCCGAGCAAGGGGUACCAGUAUCGUUCUGGUCGUCUCGCUUUGACGUACGGCGGGGAUGACGUUGAUAUUGAAGAAUACCCUGGAUUUCCUAUCGAGUUCGUCGAGACCGAGACUAGGCUCUCUUCCAUCUUGCCUUGCGCAACCCAAACUCAAGCAACCUGGGCGAUCGACGAACAAUUCCCCUCUCCCCACCUCAUCCCCUCACAAGAAGUAGCUUUACAAGACUCUUACACCCUCCUCGGACUACCUAACCUGGCCGUCCAAGUGACCAAGUUCGCCUGUGGAGCUGUUGGGGUGGGGGUGAAGAUGACGCAUUCUCUGGCGGAUGCGACGACGUUGGUCGGGUUUAUGCACGAUUGGGCGAAGGUCCAUUCAUCUUUGACUUUGAAGGGCAAGAACGGGGAUGAUGCAGGAACAGGAGAGAAGCAGGGAGAUACGAUCCCGGAAGUGUCCUUCGACCCUUCGCUACUCGAUUCCAAAGCCUCCGGAAACCUCUCCUCUCCAACCGGACCCGACGCAUCCAUCCUCUCCCUCUCCCGCUCUCUUCCUUUACAUCGAUACGACUGGCUCAACUCUAGCGGCGGAGAUUGUCCACCCUGGUUCGAACCCAUCACCGCCUGUCCUCCCGGCGUAAACUUGUCCGACGACCAUGAUCAGGCGAGGGGAGAGAGGAUGCCUUGGGGUGAAUGGGACGUGUUGAAACCGGUCAGACAUACCAUCUUUCGGUUCAGCGCGGAAGAGGUGAUUGGGAUUUGGAAGGCCGCCACCGACGCUACCACCACCACCAAUGCAACAGAUGGCCAGGAGGAACAACAAGAAGCUCAGCCCGUGAAGUUGAGCCGGCUGGACACGCUCCUCGCUCACAUCUGGAGAGCGGUCAUGCGAGCCAACCAGAUCCAGCCGGACGAACAGUCGUUCUUGGACAUGACCUUCGGCCUUCGAACCCGGCUCGACCUCCCCGCCCGUUUCCUCGGCUCACCUCUCCGCCAGAUCGCCGUCCCCGGCAACCCCUCCCUCUCCAGCUCUUACUUAUCCCGGUCAAUCCGGUCGAUCCUCCAACGGCUGGACGACAAAAAAGCUUGUUCCGCGUUGUUGCACGACCUGGCUUACGAUACCACGGGUCAAAACAUCUGGGCGACUUUCCUCGGACGACGACACUUGUUGUGCACCUCUUGGACCCGUUUAGGGGUGUACGACGUGGACUUCGGGUGUGGUAGCAAGCCCGAGUACGUCGAUGCGUUCAUGCCAGCUUCGGAUGGGUUGUUGCAGAUCAUGGAGGCCAGGCCCUCUUCCACGACAGCCGGAACGGUAUGCGGAAAGGGAGCCGAGGAGGGACAAGGAGGAUCGCCUUGGUGGAAGGACGGGGCGAGCGUCUCGUUGCACUUGGCAGAAGAGACGAUGGCGAGGUUGAUAGCGGACGAGGCGUUCCGGGAGUUUGCUUGAGCGAGUCAUCCCUCGGUUGUGUAGAAUCAAGAAGAAUCGAUGGUAUGCCCAUUUUACGAGGAAAAGCGCGAAAAGCCGCUACGGACGAUGGCGACGAUUGUCAUACUAGCAGGAGCUUCUCCAUCGUCAUGCUAUCACGUCGACCAAGUCAUGCAUGUCGCCCGCUUGACGUCUGUUCACGAAUCGCGAGAGCAUUCUCACCGUUUUUAUGCUACGGUAGAUCUUGGCAACUUGGUUAUCAUGCGCUCACCAUCGCUGGCCAAAUGUCGCAGCCUUGUUGCUAUCGUCGCAUUACGGUCAUGUGUGCUGCUCGCAGUGAUUUCUUGUAAAAGUCCGGGCAGUGGGCU
Filobasidium floriforme is the source of this 2359-nucleotide messenger RNA. RefSeq lists its product as uncharacterized. The record is from RefSeq and is a predicted model, not a curated record. The transcript has 3 exons. The coding region runs from base 303 to 2012 and encodes 569 amino acids. Gene Ontology annotation, molecular function: acyltransferase activity, transferring groups other than amino-acyl groups. NCBI's taxonomy places the organism in Eukaryota, Fungi, Basidiomycota, Tremellomycetes, Filobasidiales, Filobasidiaceae.